UGUUCUGAUUCUGAAUCCCUUUAAAGCCCCCCCAACUAUUCCAAUCCCACUCCAAAUUAACAAAUCUCAAUACCAUUAAAUUUCUACACCCAUGGCUUCUUCUUCAUCAUCAUCAGUCUUUCUCUUGUCUCUUGUCAUUCUGUUCUGUGCUUCUAUUCAAUCAUCAUCAGCUCAAAUUACUGUCUUAUCAUCACUAUCAGGUAUUAAGGAAUUGGAAUUUGCUAGUCAUUCUGCAGAUGCUAAUAAAGUUACUUUGGCACUUCACUAUGAAACUUUGUGUCCAUACUGUUCAAAUUUCAUGGUGAAUUACUUACCACAAAUCUUCAACAAUGGACUCAUUGAUAUCAUCGAUCUUCAACUCAUUCCUUAUGGUAAUGCCAAAAUUACUUCUGACAAAGUCAUCACCUGCCAGCAUGGACCAACUGAGUGUGAAUUGAACACAGUGGAAGCAUGUGCACUACAAGUCUGGCCUGCUCAGGAUAAGCAUUUCAAUUUCAUCAAUUGUGUGGAGACGUUUGUUUACAACGGCCAGCAAUCUCAAUGGAAAUCUUGUUACUCGAAAUUGGGCUACAAAGAGGAACCUAUUAAUGAAUGCUACAAUAGUGGAUUGGGACAACAUCUUGAGUUAGGAUAUGCAAAGGCAACAGGUGCUCUUAACCCCCCUCAUAAAUAUGUUCCGUGGGUGACAGUAAAUGAUGAACCACUUUAUGAUGACUAUCGCAACUUCCAAACAUACGUCUGCAAUGCCUAUCAGGGCACCAAGCCCGCUGCUUGUCAAGCACAGCAAAUGGAGAUCACCUCUAAAACAAAAUCUGACCAAAUGCUUGAAGUUACCUUCAUGGACAAAACAAUUCCAACAACCAAUAUUAGGUCUCCAAUGACUAAAGCAAGGCGCCAAAUGAAGUUCUGAGUAAAACAUCCAAAUGGUCCCAACAUUACGUAUAAUGACAGCUACGUAUAAGAUAAUCAAUACUUCAUGGAAUCAUGCCAGUCUUCCUGUUAUGUUUACUAGUAUUUGGAGCUCUAGAUAUCAUCUUGUACUGUACAUAGUGGCAUCUUAUUCUAAAUAAUCGCAGUGUUAAAGAAAUGUUGGUACUCUAAUACAAGUGGCUUUUGCUUUAA
Messenger RNA from Papaver somniferum (opium poppy), 1122 nucleotides. RefSeq names its product gamma-interferon-responsive lysosomal thiol protein-like. The record is from RefSeq and is a predicted model, not a curated record. NCBI's taxonomy places the organism in Eukaryota, Viridiplantae, Streptophyta, Magnoliopsida, Ranunculales, Papaveraceae. Gene Ontology annotation, molecular function: oxidoreductase activity, acting on a sulfur group of donors, disulfide as acceptor. The transcript is spliced from 5 exons. Bases 92 to 910 code for a protein of 272 amino acids.